CUGGUCUUAGGGAUCUACCACUUGCAUCCGGGCUCCUGUGGCCAUGGCUUCCAAAUGCCUCAAGGCCAGUUUCUCCUCGGGAUCCCUCAAGAGCCCAGGAGGGACCGGAGGGGGCUCCAGUCGUGUAUCCACGAUCUAUUCCAGCAGCUCUUGCAAACUCCCGAGUCUCUCCCGGGGGGCCCGAAGUUUCUCUGUGUGCACAGCUGGGCUGGGCAGAAGCAGCUCCAGGGCUUCUGGUGGCCUCCCUGCUCUCUGCCUCACCACUGGAGGCUUUGCCGCCAGCUACAGCAUGGGUGGGGGCUGGUUUGGGGAGGGAAUCCUCACUGGCAACGAGAAGGAGACCAUGCAGUCCCUGAACGACCGGCUGGCCAGCUACCUGGAGAAGGUGCGCCAGUUGGAGCAGGAGAACGCCAGCCUGGAGAGCCGCAUUCGGGAGUGGUGUGAGCAGCAGGUUCCCUACAUGUGCCCCGACUACCAGUCCUACUUCCGGACCAUCGAGGAGCUCCAGAAGAAGACUCUUUGCAGCAAGGCAGAGAAUGCCCGGCUGGUGGUGCAGAUUGACAACGCCAAGCUGGCUGCCGACGACUUCAGGACCAAGUAUGAGACAGAAGUGUCCCUUCGGCAACUGGUGGAGGCUGACAUCAAUGGCCUGCGCAGGAUCUUGGAUGAUCUGACCUUGUGCAAGGCUGACCUGGAGGCACAGGUGGAGUCCCUGAAAGAGGAACUGCUCUGCCUCAAGAAGAACCACGAGGAGGAAGUGAACUCACUGCGCUGCCAGCUUGGCGACCGGCUCAAUGUCGAGGUGGAUGCUGCUCCACCUGUGGACCUGAACCGUGUUCUGGAUGAGAUGAGGUGCCAGUAUGAGACUCUGGUGGAGAAUAACCGCCGGGAUGCUGAAGACUGGUUUGACACCCAGACAGAGGAGCUGAACCAGCAGGUGGUGUCCAGCUCAGAGCAGCUGCAGUCCUGUCAGGCAGAGAUCAUUGAGCUGAGACGCACGGUCAACUCCUUGGAGAUCGAACUGCAGGCCCAGCAGAGCAUGAGAGAUGCUUUGGACUCCACCUUGGCAGAGACAGAGGCCCGCUACAGCUCCCAGCUGUCCCAGAUGCAGUGCAUGAUCAGCAACGUGGAGUCCCAGCUGGCCGAGAUCCGGGCUGACCUGGAGCGUCAGAACCAGGAGUACCAGGUGCUGCUGGACGUCCGGGCCCGGCUGGAGUGCGAGAUCAACACGUACCGGGGCCUGCUGGAGAGCGAGGACAGCAAGCUCCCCUGCAACCCGUGUGCCUCUGACUGCUCAUCCUCCAAGUCAAGCUUCCCCUGCCUUCCUGCAGCCUCCUGUGGUCCAGGCAUAGCCCGCACGACCUGCAGCCCCCGCCCUGUUUGCGUGCCCUGCCCAGGGGGUCGGUUCUGAGAACUUCUG
Messenger RNA from Marmota flaviventris (yellow-bellied marmot), 1420 nucleotides. RefSeq names its product keratin 35 (gene Krt35). Gene Ontology annotation, cellular component: cytoskeleton. Gene Ontology annotation, biological process: intermediate filament organization; epithelial cell differentiation. Gene Ontology annotation, molecular function: structural molecule activity. NCBI's taxonomy places the organism in Eukaryota, Metazoa, Chordata, Mammalia, Rodentia, Sciuridae. The record is from RefSeq and is a predicted model, not a curated record.